Hydra vulgaris (swiftwater hydra) is the source of this 936-nucleotide messenger RNA. Its product is annotated as MORN repeat-containing protein 3. The record is from RefSeq and is a predicted model, not a curated record. Lineage: Eukaryota; Metazoa; Cnidaria; Hydrozoa; Anthoathecata; Hydridae.
CGCGAUAAAAAAUGACACGAGCACUAGUUACAAUUGGUUGCUAAGCGCUAGAAAUACAAAAUGGUCACGUCCAACAAUAAACAUUAAACUAUAGAAAGACCUUAACUAUUUUUAAAUGCCAAUUAAAAAAGAUUCGAAAUCAGAAAACCAACAAUGGAAGAAAUGGGAUCUUAAGGCACAAAAGACUGGCCUUCAUCAUACUGUAUACUUAGCAAAUGGUGAUAAGUAUACAGGUGAAUGGAAAAAUAAUUUACGACAUGGCAAGGGAACACAGUAUUGGCAAAAAACAGGUGCUUUUUAUGAUGGUGACUGGGAAAAUGACAUGAGACAUGGGCAUGGUACUUUUAGUCUUCCAUUUCAAAAUAAGGAGUUGCAAAAAGUUUAUGAAGGUGGAUGGAGUAAUGAUAAAAAGCAUGGUUAUGGAACUUACUUCUAUGGUCCUGAAAGUUAUUAUGAAGGGGAAUGGUAUAAAGGAUUGCGAAGUGGAUGGGGAAGAAUGUAUUAUCCCGAUAAAACUGUGUAUGAAGGUGAAUGGAAAAAUGAUAUGAGAAAUGGAAUGGGUAUGUUGAGGCUAGCUAACGAAAAUCGUUAUGAAGGAGAAUGGAAAAAUGAUAAAAAACAUGGAGACGGUAAAUUUUAUCAUUUGGACCGAGGUCACCUUUUUAUCGGAACUUGGUUUGAAGGAAUAUGUAAAUGUGGAACGAUGGAAGAUUUUAAUCGAGAAAAUGCUGUUCAGGUUACCCGUUAUCUUAUACCUCAGUUGAUGUUGAAAAAUGCAGACGAUGUUCUCCGUAAAAACAAACUCGCCAUGACCGAAACCUCAGAGUAGAAGAAUAGAAUUUUGAAAUCCAUCAAAGUGAAAGUUUUUUUUAUUAAAUGUACUUUAGGACUUAUAAAAUAUGAUAAUUAAGUUAUUGAUCAUAUUUUCUAUUAUUA